Molecule: messenger RNA, 3533 nt
Organism: Uranotaenia lowii
Lineage: Eukaryota; Metazoa; Arthropoda; Insecta; Diptera; Culicidae
Gene: Set8
Product: N-lysine methyltransferase KMT5A
Exons: 6
Coding region: 281-2143 (620 amino acids)
Molecular function (GO): histone H4K20 methyltransferase activity; protein binding
Source: RefSeq, a predicted model, not a curated record
AGUAGAAGUUGUCUGAUGAAAAUUUGCUGGGAUCAGUACAUUUCUGUGCAUCGAAUUUUUAUAUUGCAUUACCAGUGUUAUAAAAUGUUCAGUAGUCUGAUUGAGUAUUCUUAAUUGUUCAAUGAGAAUCUAGUGUUGAGUAAAAAAGUGUCAGCAGACCGUGAACAUGCCAUCCGGUGGCUGUUUGACGAUUUGAAAAAAAUAUCACCCACUGGAACUUGACAAAAUAAGAAAAAGCGGAGCAUCUAUUUCUUCUUCGUUUUGGUGUGUUGCUCCCUUCAUGCAUCGACUGCAGAAGCAGCAGAAAGAACGUAAAUGGUGGCGCUUCGAGCGUGAAGAAAAAGAAAAAUCUCAUUUCCAUUCUGCCAGAAUUGAACAGGGGAUACGAGUUUUAAAAGGACCAGUCAUGGUUAAAGGACGUCGUACGCGCCAGGCAAACACCGGUCCAAAUUUGUUAGCCGCAACUUCCAUCGUGACGGACGAUACUGCCAGUCCAAAGAGGAAAGAUUUCAAAUAUGACAACGUACCACAUUUUGUUAACAACAAUACUAUCAAUGAUAACAAUAACUCCAGAACAACCGGUAAAACGACGAAUGGCGAAACCCAUGCCCCGAUGCUUCUCAGGGGAGGUCGUACUAAAACGAAUGGAAUUGCAAAGUAUUUGACCAGUAAUGCCAGCAGUAAACCAAUCGACACUCCUGUAACUAACGAAAUAAAUCGAAUUGACAACUUCAUUGACUUGACUGACGAAAAUACAUGUGAUUCUUUUGAAAAUGCUGCAACCAAUGAAAUUGACCAAAUAGUUACAGAUUCUCCUUUGGCGUCAUUAAAUUUCAACAUCAUCAAAAGCAAUCCAGCAAGUAACAUUUUCUUGCAAGAGCCGGUUCUAAGUCUUAACUUUGACAAAAGUUCAACCGACAAAUCUCGUGUAAUAAUCAAAAAUACUUUUUUCAAUGAAGAUAUACAAAACAAAUUUUCCCCUCCCAAGUAUGAUCCAAUGUGGGGCAGUGGGGCUGGUGGUUCUAUUACAAUCAAACAGGAACCAUCCGAUUUUGCAUUGGAUCUUUCGAAACCUACCCAGGUAACGGCGAUUGAUUCAACAACGUUCCUAAAUCAAGACAGCAAUUCAUGCGACAGUGGCGACAGUGGUGUAGUAAUUUCGCCUCCCGGAGCAUCUGUGCCAGCUAUUGUUGGUUCUCCCGCAACUGGUACACGUCGCAAGCCUGGCACACCGCAUCGUAUCCUGUGUCCAUCGCCGGUGAAAAAUCCUAUUGUCGCUAGUCCAUCAACUGCUUUGGCCCAUUUGAAUAUCCAGAACAAACGUGCCUCCAGAAAGAAUGUCAAAUCUAUAAGAAGGCUCCACACGAAGGAAUUAGAAAACGCUCUUGAAGAAACCGUAACAGAGGGUGUGUCCCAGCCAGUCGUACAAGCGCUUCCUCCAGGGCUUCCGACUGUAACGGCUGACAAGAAAAAACAGGUGCUUAACGAUUCGGUCAACCCAACCGCUCAACAAAACACCAACAACAAUCACCAAAGCGCCAAACUGAAUGAUGCAUCUUCCGCGAACGCUGCAAUGGUUCCUCCGACAACAGCAUCAUCCGGUGGUGGAGGGACCAACAAAAAAUUGACCGACUUCUUCCAAGUCCGCCGGAGUGUUAGGAAAACCAAAAAGGAAGUGCAAUGGGAGCGCGACCGAGAUAUCGAAAAAGCAAUACGAGAGCAACGCGAAACAGGUCUCAAGGUUGCUGUCUUCGAAGGGAAAGGUCGAGGUAUUGUUACAACCCAACCGUUUUCCAAAGGCGAAUUUGUAGUUGAGUACAUUGGGGAUCUUAUAACGGUAACCGAAGCUAAAGAACGAGAGCAAAUUUAUGCGGAAGACGACAACACCGGUUGUUAUAUGUACUACUUCAAGCAUAAAAAUAUCCAACAUUGCAUCGAUGCGACAGCUGAGAGUGGCAAACUAGGUCGGUUAGUGAACCAUUCGCGAAACGGAAAUCUAAUGACGAAAACAGUUUCCCUGAACAACCGACCCCAUCUGGUGCUCAUAGCCAAAGACGACUUGCCAGCUGGGGUAGAAGUAACCUACGAUUAUGGUGACCGAUCGAAAGAAGCCCUACAGCAUCAUCCUUGGUUGGCUUUCUAGAAAUAAUUUAGCAACAGAGUUAAAAAAAAAACAAUUGGUGAAAUUUCUUAAAACAGAUCAGUAGAAUUGUGCACUGGCAUUAACCAAUUGGUGCAUGUUAUCCGGUAAAUUUCGCCAGCAAAAGUGUGAAACGAUCCUGUGUUUGAUCCGGACAAAAUCAUAGAGCCAUAUGUUGUAGUUUUAUUUAUCGUUGAAACCAAUCUAUGUUCAUAUACGAUACAAAAUCCUUUUGGAUUUCCUAUUGCGGAAUAAUGCUGCUUCAUUGCGUAGGAAGUUUAGAGCGUAUCACUGAGAGGCGUCAGGAGAUAGCAAAACGAAUACAUUAGUUAUUUAUUUUUAAAGUAGUUUCUUUUAAAUUUGAAGUUAAACUCUAAAUACAUCAACAAACAAAUAAAUUAGUAUCGCAUUGAGAGACAUAACAUUGAACGCACUUUUGAUAAAUGGACAAAUAGAACAUUAUGUGGAAGAUAAACAUAACUCGAACAGUAAAAAAAAAAUACAAAUUACACCAACGGUUCUGAAACCUACUAGCUUUAGGAGUAAAAGUAGUUCAGCAGCCCCCAAAAGAUCCGACAAAUCCCGUGGUUACCUUAAACAGGAAACACUCGCAGGUUCAAAUUUGAUCGCAUUGAUUGAACUGUAGUAGAUUCGAUUACUACCUACAUAAUUUAUUUAUCUAUUUAAAACUAAGCGAUGGUUAACAACCAUUUGUUAUCUGGAUGAAUGCUGUUUUUUAGUUUAGCAGCUCAGUGUUUGCAAACCGGGCCUUUAAGUUAAAUUUCCAACAACAUUUUAUCAGACACAACAAAUGAAUACUUAAUUAUCUCGAAGUCUAACUUAUCUAAUCAAGGCUAAAUUUUCCAAUGAAUUUGUGCGGAUGUUCUUGUUUUUUAUAGUUUUUUGCCAUUCAAUUUUGUUUUGUGGAAGUAUCUUCUAAAUUUUCCAACCAACAUUUUUUUUACAUUUUCGAUGUUUAAUGAUUUUAUUUCUCAACUACCGAAACACGUGUUAAUUUUAUAUCACGCGUAAUAGUUGCUACGGUAUAUAUUUGUUAAUUUUUAUUUGUUUAACGUUUUCAGAUUUUUUUGUUAACAGGAGGCGGAUUGCAUUUUUUUUUUAAAUUAUAAACUGAUCACUUCAUUUCAUGUUCCUGAAAAUAAUAAGUAUAGCAAAACAUCGGAGGUCACGCUUAAAUUCUUUCAACAUUGAUUUUACUUUUUUGGAAACCAAUUUUCUUUCUGAAUUCACCAAAAUACUCUGAUGUUGAGUGUUUCCGCAAAAGUUUAAAGAAAAACCACCAGUGCUUAUUGGAGAAAAAAAACCGCAAAGCCUAACUCGUCGUACACGUUACUAGGCUUAGGAUAAUGAUAAGUAAAUAGUUAAACUCACA